Molecule: messenger RNA, 765 nt
Organism: Microtus ochrogaster (prairie vole)
Lineage: Eukaryota; Metazoa; Chordata; Mammalia; Rodentia; Cricetidae
Product: retinoic acid early-inducible protein 1-alpha-like
Biological process (GO): positive regulation of T cell mediated cytotoxicity; immune response; antigen processing and presentation of endogenous peptide antigen via MHC class Ib
Cellular component (GO): external side of plasma membrane
Source: RefSeq, a predicted model, not a curated record
AUGGCAAAGGCAGCAGUCACCGGACGCAAUCUUUCCCUAGUUCUGUGCCUUUUCCUUCUACUGAGCUGUCUGGGAUCUUCCCUGUGGGCCAAUACACACUCUCUUCGUUGUGACAUCAUUGUCAAGGUUCGUACCACAGCUGGACAGCCCUGGUGUGAAGGACAGUGCUCACUGGAUGGAGUGCCAUUCCUUAAGUAUAAUAACAGCAAAUUCACACCUUUGGGUAACAGGGGAAAUGCAGUAAAUGGGACUCAAGUGUGGACAGAUAUAACCCAAAGGUUGGACUACUUGGGGCAAGAGCUCAGGAAGAUGUUGGCUAACUCCAUACAAGAGAUGACCAAGACCAGUGGUCAGCCCACUUUACAGGCCACCAUGCUUUCUCAGUAUGAACACGGACAAAGUGUUGGUGCCUCCUGGAGAUUUAACAUCAGUGGAAAGUACUCCUUCCUCUUCAACACAAUGAAUAUGAACUGGAAACUGAUUGAUCCUGAAGCUGGUGGUAUUAUGAAUCAAUGGAAGGAUGAUACACAAUUCAUCAAAGAUCUCAGGACAAUUUCCACAGCAGACUGCAGGCACUGGCUCAAGGAACUCUUAAAGCACCCAAAGGAAAAGCCAAGAUCAACAUCAAGGGUUCAAGAUAUAACCCAACUUCCAUCUGCCAUAAAUACCACCCAGCUUCAGCAUGAGAAAGUAUUUAUUGACAUGGCAUCAGUCAUUGCCAUCAUAUUACCUUUAGUUGUUGGGAUUCUUGUGAAGAAAUGUUGA